Molecule: messenger RNA, 6419 nt
Organism: Manis javanica (Malayan pangolin)
Lineage: Eukaryota; Metazoa; Chordata; Mammalia; Pholidota; Manidae
Gene: CEMIP2
Product: cell migration inducing hyaluronidase 2
Source: RefSeq, a predicted model, not a curated record
CUGGCCGGGGGAGGCUGAGCGCGACCCAAGAGAGCCGCGGCGCCCGCCGACCAGGGACCAGCACGACUCCCCAGACACCGCUCUGCCGCCUCCGUCCCAUUGUCGCGGGGACGCACCGAGCCACGCCGCUCGGGCCGAGAUUCGAUUCUCUUCCUCCGACCGGGAGAAGAGCGCUGAAAGCCGGACGGCUGCUCCGGGAUCCAGCGAACCGAGGCCGCUGCCGCUGAGGCUAGCGGCUGGAGGAGGAGACGGAGGCGGAGGGAAGUGCGCGUCACUCCCGGGAGGAGAGUUUCACCUCCAGGCAGAGGCUGCGGCUGCCAGUUGCAUAAAAGCGGCGGCGGCGGGCGCUGGGGCUUCAGGGGCUCCCUGGCCAUGGAGAGAGGAUCCGGACCCGGGGACACCAGAAGCUCGGCUUGGUCUCUUUGGACCCCUGUAUAGACCUGAAUAAGCCGACGCUAAGCGGGGGAGGGGAAGUGACAGUGUAUCAUGCAUGCCACUGAUUCCAGGGGACACUCCCCUGCUUUCCUGCAACCUCAGAAUGGAAACAGCCAUCGCUCAUCUGGCUAUGUUCCGGGGAAGGUUGUCCCGCUGCGUCCCCCUCCUCCUCCAAAGAGCCAAGCUUCAGCCAAAUUUACCUCCAUCAGACAGGAACCCAGGGCAACCUUUGCUUUCUCACCUGAGGAGCAUCAAGCCCAGAGAGACAGCCGGAAGCAGAAGAGGCACAAGAAUACUUUCAUUUGCUUUGCUAUUACUAGUUUCUCAUUUUUUGUUGCACUUGCAGUUAUUUUAGGAAUAUCCUCCAAAUAUGCCCCAGAUGAGAAUUGCCCAGAUCAGAACCCCCGUCUCAGGAACUGGGAUCCAGGACAAGAUUCGGGAAAACACGUUGUUAUCAAGGAGGGAGAUAUGUUCCGUCUGACCUCAGAUGCCACAGUGAAUUCUAUAGUCAUUCAAGACGGAGGACUGCUUGUUUUUGGGGAUGAUAAAGAUGGAUCAAGAAAUAUUACUUUGAGAACUCGUUACAUCCUGAUCAAGGAUGGUGGGGCGCUUCAUAUUGGAGCAGAAAAAUGCCGCUAUAAAUCCAAAGCGACAAUUGUCUUGUAUGGCAAGUCAGAUGAAGGUGAAAGUAUGCCAACAUUUGGCAAAAAAUUUAUUGGUGUGGAAGCUGGCGGGACACUGGAGGUACACGGGACACAGAAAGCAUCGUGGACGUUGUUGGCGAGAACUCUGCAUUCAUCAGGCUUGACCUUUAGGCCUUAUGCCUUUGAAAAGGACUUUUCCAGGGGCCUCAACGUGAGGGUCUUUGACCAAGACACGGCGAAAAAUUUGGAAAUUGCAAGGUUUGAUACCCACGAAUACCACCACGAAAGCAGGCGACUUCAGGAGUUUCUGAGAGUCCAGGAGCCAGGACGGAUUGUUGCUAUAGCUGUUGGAGAUUCAGCAGCCAAAAGCCUCUUACAAGAAACCAUACAAAUGAUCCAGGACCGGUUGGGAAGCAAGCUGAUCCAGGGACUGAGCUACAGGCAAGCCUGGGCUUUGGUCGGUGUCAUUGACGGCGGAAGUACUUCUUGCAAUGAAUCUGUGAGAAACUAUGAAAACCAUAGUAGUGGAGGGAAGGCUCUUGCCCGAAGAGAAUUUUACACUAUGGAGGGUCAGAAGUUCGCAGUGACAGCUUACAGUGAAUGGAUUGAAGGUGUUUCCUUUUCAGGUUUCCGCGUAGAGGUGGUGGAUGGAGUGAAGCUUCAUCUGCUGAACGAUGUUAGUAGCUGGAAACCUGGAGACCAGAUUGUGGUCGCUAGCACAGACUAUUCUAUGUACCAGGCAGAGGAAUUCACGCUUCUGCCCUGUCCGGAGUGCAGCCGUUUCCAGAUCAAAGCCAAAGAAACCCCUCAGUUCCUGCACAUGGGUGAGAUCAUAGAUGGUGUAGACAUGAGAGCUGAGGUUGGAAUUCUUACCCGGAAUGUUGUCAUCCAAGGAGAAAUGGAAGACUCUUGCUAUGCUGAAAACCAGUGCCAGUUCUUUGAUUAUGAUACUUUUGGGGGACAUAUCAUGAUAAGGAAAAACUUUACUUCAGUUCAUCUUUCUUACGUGGAACUGAAACACAUGGGGCAGCAGCACCUGGGCCGGUAUCCGGUUCAUUUCCACCUGUGUGGUGACGUGGAUCAUAAAGGAGGGUACAGACCCACAACCUUUGUGGACGGCCUGUCUAUUCAUCAUAGCUUCUCAAGAUGCAUCACUGUGCAUGGGACAAAUGGCUUGCUGAUAAAAGACACCAUUGGAUUCGACACUCUAGGUCAUUGUUUCUUUUUGGAAGAUGGUGUUGAACAGAGAAAUACUCUGUUUCACAAUCUGGGACUCCUCACCAAGCCAGGGACCCUCCUCCCCACUGACAGGAAUAACUCCAUGUGCACCACCUUGCGAGAGAAGGUGUUUGGAAGUUAUGUCCCUGUACCUGCCACUGACUGCAUGGCGGUUUCAACUUUCUGGAUUGCUCAUCCCAACAAUAAUCUGAUUAGUAAUGCAGCUGCAGGCUCACAGGAUGCUGGAAUAUGGUAUUUAUUCCACAAGGAACCUACUGGGGAGUCCACUGGCUUGCAGCUCUUAGCAAAACCAGAGCUCACUCCAUUGGGUAUAUUUUAUAACAACAGGGUCCAUUCAAGUUUUAAGGCUGGCUUAUUUAUUGACAAAGGUGUCAAAACAAGCAACGCUAGUGCUGCUGACCCAAGGGAAUACCUCUGUUUGGAUAACAGUGCCAGGUUUCGGCCUCAUCAGGAUGCAGACCCUGAAAAGCCACGUGUGGCUGCUUUAAUUGACAGGCUCAUUGCUUUUAAAAAUAACGACAAUGGAGCGUGGGUCAGAGGGGGAGACAUUGUCGUUCAGAAUUCAGCAUUUGCAGAUAAUGGAAUAGGAUUGACCUUUGCCAGUGAUGGAAGCUUUCCAAGUGAUGAGGGUUCCAGCCAGGAGGUAUCUGAAUCUCUAUUUGUUGGGGAGAGCAGAAAUUACGGCUUUCAGGGAGGUCAGAACAAGUACGCGGGCACGGGAGGAAUAGACCAGAAGCUUCGGUCAUUACCCAGGAACAGGACAUUCCCGAUUAGAGGCUUUCAGAUUUAUGAUGGACCCAUUCAUCUUACCAGGUGUACUUUCAAAAAAUAUGUGCCAACUCCAGAUAGGUACACCAGUGCUAUUGGCUUCCUCAUGAAGAAUUCCUGGCAGAUAACCCCCAGGAAUAACAUUUCCCUUGUGAAGUUUGGCCCACAUGUCUCUCUGAAUGUCUUCUUUGGAAAGCCAGGGCCCUGGUUUGAAGAUUGUGAGCUGGAUGGUGAUAAGAACUCUAUUUUCCAUGACAUUGAUGGCUCUGUGACAGGAUACAAGGAUGCUUAUGUUGGAAGAAUGGACAACUUCCUGAUCCGCCAUCCAAGCUGUGUAAACGUUACCAAAUGGAAUGCAGUGGUCUGCAGUGGGAACUAUGCCCAGGUCUAUGUGCAGACAUGGAGCACUCAGAAUCUGACUAUGACCAUCACGCGAGACGAAUAUCCAUCCUACCCUAUGGUGCUCCGCGGCAUUAACCAGAAGGCAGCCUUCCCCCAGUACCAGCCCGUGAUCAUGCUGGAAAAGGGCUACACCAUCCACUGGAAUGGGCCGGCGCCGAGGACUGCUUUUCUGUACCUCAUAAACUUCAACAAGGACGACUGGAUUCGAGUUGGCCUCUGCUAUCCAUCAAACACAAGUUUUCAGGUCACUUUUGGCUUUUUACAGCGGCAUAAUGGCUCGUUAUCCAGAAUGGAAGAGUACGAGCCCGUGGGAUCACUAGAAGAAUUGCAGAGGAAACAGUCUGAGAGGAAAUUCUAUUUUGACUCCGGCACGGGGUUGCUGUUUUUGUAUCUCAAAGCCAAAAGCCACAGGGAUGGCCACAGUUACUGUUCAUCUCAGGGAUGCGAAAGAGUCAAGAUCCAGGCAGCAACAGACUCAAAAGACAUCAGUAACUGCAUGGCCAAAGCAUAUCCCCAGUUUUACAGAAAGCCGUCAGCACUCAAGCAGAUGCCAUCCAUGCUCAAGGGACUCUGUCAAGGCUGUGGGAGCCGCCAGGUGGUGUUUACUAGCGAUCCUCAUACAAGCUACCUCCCCGUGCAAUUCAAGUCACCCAAUAAAGCAGAGAUACAGCGGGGAGACCUGUCCGUUAUCUCUGUCAAUGGCACUGAUUUUACCUUCCGAAGUAUAGGUGCCCUCCUCCUCGUCGUGGAUGCCUGCAGUGUUCCCUUCCGGUUGACAGAAAAAAAGGUUUUCUCUCUUGCUGAUGUCAGCCGUAUGGAGGCGCAUUUAAAAACAGGCAUUCCUCCAAGGUCAAUUGUUCUAUUGAUCACAAGAGGAGAAAUAAAGCAGUUGAAUAUUUCAGAUUCAUUAGUACCUCUGGGAUUAGCCAAACCAGCUUAUCUUGAUAACAAAGGGAGUAUUGUGUUUUCGGGAUUUAGUGGAAACUUCAAACCAUCGUGGACUAAGCUGUUUACCAGUCCUGCUGGACAGGGUCUCGGGCUACUUGAACAGUUCAUACCUUUGCAGCUGGAUGAGUAUGGUUGCCAGAGGGCAGGCUCUGUCCGCAGAAGAGACCUGGAGCUGUUAAAGCAAACUUCAAAAGGACAUUAGAGACUGACUAUAACUUAAGUGCUGGGGGAAAAAAAAUGUGAACUAACUUAUUUAAUUUAUGGCAUUUUAAAAUGACACUGUUAACCCAAUGGAACCAUUUUCCUGUUUGAUACAGAAAGGGAAGAGAAGAGUUUAAAGUGGUUGCUUAAAUUACCAGCUCAUGCACCUUCUAGUUGUACAAAAUGUUCAAGAAUUUAUUUGUAUUUGUUAGGCUGGUAUAUGUGGAGAGCAUUUCUCUUAUUCCUCACCUGCCCAGGUUUUCUAGUGACCAUAAGCAGAGGUUCACUUUAUUGUAUAAUGGGUUGUUGCGGGGUAGAGUGCGGGCUUCUGAGGGUCAGCCUGCGUCCUGAGAGGCCCAGCUCUCAAAGCGCCCUGGAUACUUGAAAUCCGAUGCUCUGUUGUCAUGAGCUGUGGGUCGGCAGUUGACUUGGGUGGCUGGCAUGUCCAGUGAUGCUUUGGGAUCUGGACCCAGGCAGCCUUUUGAGGAUUUGUGAUACUGAAUAACAGUUUUAAGUGGCAACUCAGGCCCAGCUCAUGCCCUUUUUGGCCUGGACAUGUGCUAUUUCUAUUCAUUUGUAUACUGAUUCCUUCUAAGGGUUUAACUUUCUAACCGGACAUAUUUGGGGACAAAAGGGCUUUUAGAGAUUAGAUAUCCCUUUAAUCUGUGACCCUUGGGCAAAAACUUGGCCUGCACUAAGGUCUGAGGUUGUUGGGAUCAUUUUUGAAGCUUUAAUCCUUAGCCUGUUUUGACAGUAUAUUUGUAUUUAAAAUUGCAGAGCUGAACUGAAUAUUUACAUUUUUGUAAAAAGAAGAAGGCCAUUUUCCUGAACUGUAAACUUGUGUCAUUUCAACUUGCACAAAGGAAGUCUGUUCUUGAGUUUCCUCCUGCAGCCAGGUUUUGUUGUUUCUGUGUGUGGAUUUUUCAAAACUUUCUCUGCUCACCAUCUUACCAGGAAAUUGCAGAAAGCUUAAUGUUACCCCAAAGUAGUGUACUCAGGGGGAGAAAAAAGGGAGAACCUGUGAAGGGGCAGUCAUGGAAGAAAUAUUCAGAAACGACCUUUAUAGCCUUAGAGGAAUCGGUUACUCUUAAUUAAUUCAAUUGCUAAGAGCCAAUUUAAAAAGGCACUAUGACACCCUAUUUCCCUUCUCACUGGGUGCAUGUAUCUCUUGCCAGUGAGAUUACCUGUAGCAAAAAGAGAUUGGCUCCACAGCCUAGAAUGUCACCACACCAAGAACAGAGAAGCAUCAAAAUGCUCUGGUCUUUUUCCUAAACCCACAGUGUGUGAACUGAUGGCCACAGCAAGAUGGUAGGAGGUGAGUUCAGACUGACUUGCCAGUGAGUACAGACACAUUCACUUUCCUCUUCCAAGAGCAGAGGCUGAUAGCCUGUCCUUUGAUGUCCUGGAGAAACUGCAGAACGGCUCUGUGACUUCUAUUACUUUACAAAAUAUGCUACCUCAAAUUGCUACCAGUAAACCUUUCUUACUGUAAGUGCUCUUGCUAAGGGCACAUGUCUUAAUCAAAGUUUAGGAAUUUUUUUUUUUUUGUAUACUGAUGAAUGAGAUCUUAACCUAUUAAAGAUAUUAUUGGAUCAUGGUUCCUGAAGGUGAUUAAAGUUUGUUUGUGUUGUGUUUUCUAUGACUUAAAUAUCUUUCAUGUGUGUUCUUAGAGUUUGGUUCUUUAAAGAUUUGGAGAGGAUAUGUAAGUUCUAAGGCACUCAGUUUUUCUGAUUUAUAUGCUAAUAAUCAGGGCCUAAGUUGAAUAAAAUAUGUGUGCAUGUA